This is a messenger RNA of Miniopterus natalensis, 474 nucleotides long. RefSeq names its product C-C motif chemokine ligand 28 (gene CCL28). Gene Ontology annotation, cellular component: extracellular region. NCBI's taxonomy places the organism in Eukaryota, Metazoa, Chordata, Mammalia, Chiroptera, Miniopteridae. The record is from RefSeq and is a predicted model, not a curated record. Gene Ontology annotation, molecular function: chemokine activity. Gene Ontology annotation, biological process: immune response.
AUGGGAAGUUCUUACUGGCUCUGCAUCGAGAGGGAGGAGGGAGGUCCUCAUGGCACGACGCGUCUUGCCCUGCGAAAUGCGGGGUCAGCUCUGGGAGGUGGGGACCGUCCUGGGCUGGGGCUGCGUCGCAAAGCCAUCGACCAGCAGGUCCAUGCCAUCCUUCCCAUCGCCUCCAGCUGCUGCACCCAGGUUUCCCAGCACGUCCCCAGGCGGCUCCUGGAAAGAGUGAACGUGUGUCGCGUGCAGAGAGCCGAUGGGGACUGUGACCUGGCUGCCGUCAUCCUUCACAUCAAGCACAGAAGAAUCUGUGUCAGCCCGCACAGUCACACUAUCAAGCAGUGGAUGAAAAAACAAGCAGCCAAGAAAAAUGCCAAAGGCCACAUUUGCCACGUGAAGAAACAUCACAGCAAGAGGCACAGCAAAGGGGCGCGUCGGGGAGACAGGGCGCACAGCCACCGGGCUCCUCACUGGUGA